GGUAGCAGCUUGGCGGCAGGAACAGCUUCCGACGCUUUGCAGGCUUCACCGCUGCAGCUCGUCAGUCCGGCUGGAUCAUGGGGCUGCCCAAAGGGCCGGAGGGCCAGGGUCUCGCGGAGGUGGAAACAAGAGAAGAUGAAGAACAAAAUGUCAAAUUGACUGAAAUUCUGGAACUCUUGGUUGCAGCUGGGUAUUUCAGGGCAAGAAUUAAAGGCUUGUCACCUUUUGACAAGGUAGUAGGAGGAAUGACUUGGUGCAUCACCACUUGCAACUUUGAUGUUGACGUUGAUUUGCUCUUUCAGGAAAACUCUACAAUAGGUCAAAAAAUAGCUCUGUCAGAAAAAAUUGUCUCAGUCCUGCCAAGGAUGAAAUGUCCACACCAGCUGGAGCCCCACCAGAUCCAGGGGAUGGAUUUUAUUCACAUAUUUCCAGUUGUUCAGUGGCUGGUGAAACGAGCCAUAGAAACAAAAGAAGAGAUGGGCGACUACAUCCGCUCCUACUCUAUAUCUCAGUUCCAGAAAACCUACAGUCUCCCUGAGGAUGAGGACUUCAUGAAGAGAAAAGAAAAGGCCGUCAAGACAGUUAUUGACCUCUCUGAUGUUUACAAGCCCCGUCGGAAAUACAAACGCCAACAGGGAGCAGGGGAGCUGCUCGAUGAAGAGUCGCGAAUCCAUGCUACACUUUUGGAAUAUGGCAGGAGAUAUGGAUUUAGCCGCCAGAGCAAUACAGAGAAGGCUGAGGACAAGAAAACAGCAGUUCCCGCAGGGCUAUCAGCUACAGAAAAAGCUGAUGCUCAUGAGGAAGAUGAUCUUCGAGCAGCUGAAGAGCAGCGUAUCCAGUCACUGAUGACCAAGAUGACCGCCAUGGCCAAUGGGGAGAGCCAUCUCACCGCGAGCUCCGUGGGCCAGAUUGUGGGGCUCUGCUCUGCCGAGAUCAAGCAGAUUGUGUCUGAGUACACAGAGAAGCAGUCUGAGCUAUCAGCUGAAGAAAGCCCAGAAAAAUUAGGAAUCUCCCAGCUACAUCAUCGGAAAGUGAUUUCCUUGAACAAGCAGAUUCUGCAGAAGACCAAACAUCUGGAAGAGCUGCAAGCAAGUCAUACCAACCUACAAGCCAGAUAUAAUGAAUUGAAGAAAACGUUGACAGAGCUGAAGAGUCAUAGUGAGAAACUGGACAAAGAGCAAACAGCCCUCGAGAAGAUUGAAUCCAAAGCCGAUCCAAGUAUUCUGCAGAACUUGAGAGCACUUGUAGCCAUGAAUGAAAAUCUGAAAAGUCAAGAACAGGAGUUUAAAGCACAUUGUCGAGAGGAGAUGUCGCGGCUGCAGCAGGAAAUUGAAAACCUAAAAGCUGAGAGAACACCAGGUGGAGACGAAAAGACCCUCUCCAGCGGACAGACGCAUGAUGCCCUGACCUAUAUGAUAGCUCAUAAUGAGGAGCUAGACAGACGGUAUAAUAUGGAAAAAGAGAAACUUUAUAAGAUCCGUUUACUACAGGCUCGAAGAAAUCGAGAAAUAGCAAUAUUGCACCGCAAGAUUGAUGAAGUGCCCAGCCGAGCUGAACUAAUACAAUAUCAGAAGAGAUUUAUUGAACUCUACCGCCAGAUUUCAGCAGUGCAUAAAGAAACCAAGCAGUUCUUCACUUUAUAUAAUACCCUAGACGAUAAAAAGGUUUAUUUGGAAAAAGAGAUUAGCCUGCUGAACUCCAUUCAUGAGAACUUCUCACAAGCCAUGGCCUCCCCAGCUUCCCGGGACCAGUUUUUACGCCAGAUGGAACAGAUUGUAGAAGGAAUUAAGCAAAGCAAAAUGAAGAUGGAAAAGAAAAAGCAAGAGAACAAAAUGCGAAGAGACCAGUUGAACGACCAGUAUUUGGAACUGUUAGAAAAACAGAGGCUAUACUUUAAGACUGUGAAGGAGUUCAAGGAGGAGGGCCGCAAGAAUGAAGUGCUGCUGUCCAAGGUGAAAGCCAAGGCCUCCUGAGUGUUCCCAAUGAUCAUCGUAUGUCCUUGAUUUUUUUUUUUUUAAUGCCAUAUAUCAACUACAAGAUCAUGAAAUGGUUUUGAAAGCACCAGUAGAGAGAUGCAGGUGUAAUGAUUUCAACACCCUGGAUGUUUUCUUUCUCCUCUUUGCUUUCAUUUCAUCUCUGUGUUGGCUGUUGAUGGAAUCAGACAGUGUAAACACUGUGGCUUGGAUAACACCCAUCACCCUAUGAAGAAAUGUGGGCAGUACUUGUUCUCUGUGUCCAUCCAACUUUUAUUUCUCCAGUAACAUUGCACUCAUGAAAGUACCUGUAUUUGUAAGGACUCUCUGAAUAAAGAAGAAUUCUUUUGUUCAGCAAGUAUCAAUUGAACAACCACUGACAAGUAAGCAUGGAGGGAGAUCCAAAGAAGUGUAAAGCACAGUCCCUACUCCUCAGGAUCCAGCAAGUAGUUCAGGGAGCAGGUAUAGCCCACUUGACCCCAGAGCUUGGCUAUCUGAGAUUUUUUUCACUAACAAGGCUUUUAGCUGAAUGAUCAGUCCAUGUGGGUGUUGGCCACUUGGGCCUUUAACCUGCCCAUGGUGCCUUUUGUUCCUGUCUCCUUGAGGUGCCAGCCAGCAGGCUUGGAUGGCAUACAUAACAGUUAGGGUAAAACCUCAGUGUCAUUGGCUUAAUCUUUAUACACCACUUAAGUUUAUGUCAUCAGAAAAGAAAAAAAAAUUGAAAAUGGGCCUCAUAUUGAGGAUGAUUCAGUAAGAAUUAUAUCUUUCCAUGCCCUAGUUGUCAUUUCUGUCACAGCCAACAUGUGGAUGGGUUUGUGUAUGCCCCUCAUUGAGGGCACAUUUCAUGAGCAGAGCAGAUUACGGUCUCAACAAGAGAGACACACACACCACUUGCUGCAGUCAGGGCAGGCAGAAAGACAAUGAGUAGGUACCACAGGGCAUCAGGAGGAAGCACAGUGGGGUGUGCAGAGAUCCAGGAAGACUUCAUGGAGGAGGCAGCAUUUGGCCUAGAAAGGGGAAUAGGAUGUUAAUAGGUAGAGAUAGGUGGGAAAGCUGUUUUAGAAGAUACACAUGAUUAAAAACUCAAGAAGGUGCAGGAAAGUACAGGCAUACAUGGGAGAGGAGGGACAAGCUGGUCUCUGCAGGAGGCUGUACAGACAAAUCUGCAAAGAUGGACUGGACCAGCCUUUGGAGGGCCUCAAAGGGCAGCAGAGGAGUCAUCUUUAGCCUCUGGAAAGAGCCAUUCAGACCAAACAUGGAGCUCCUUCUGCUCUGGCCCUCAGGAGUCUAGCAAUUCAGUCAUGUUCAGUAAACCCUGGUGUGAGGUUUGUGCUGCAUUCUACAUGCGCCUUGCACAAAUACCAGUCAGCAGCUUUGGACCAUAACAUAUAAAAGCUUAAACAUGUCAGGCAAAUUGGGCACCCAGCACAGUCAUAGAAACAUCAUGUUCAUUUUUAGCUCUCAAAUGUAUGUGAUUAAGCAGGGCUGACAUAUACAGACUUAAAAAAAAAAAAAAUCCUAUUGUUAAAUUAACGACAGCUAUUGGUUUCUAUGCCAGGACCAGCGAGGCCUGCAUGAUGAACUGGGCAGAGGCAUCAGUGUCUGAACGGCACUCCCAGGUGCUGGGUGUACUUCCUGGGCCAUGUGCAGCUCCACCUUGCUGGUCCCAGGGCUGUGGUAGUAUGGGGAUUUUGAAAGAGCUCAGUAAGGUUGAAACAAGUAAUUGCAAAGGAUCAGGUGGUGUUUAGAGGACAGAGGGAAGAUGUUUAGGGAAACAUCUUUGUUACCUUGUUAAGAACCUCAUAGUCCGACCGCUGGCUAACUGAACUUUGUGAGCAGUAUGGAGAUUAUUUGAAUAUUUGUCCAAAGGUGGUAGGGAGGCAGGAGCUGGUGACGUUCUGGGGUUACCUCUCUGUGUUGAUGGGGAAAGUAAGGCAUGACUAAUUCAAAACAACCAAUAAUAAUUUUUGAAAAUGGAGGCAUUUAUUUUGGUCUGUGUUUCUCAAGAGUUUGGUUUUGGUGUAGAAGAAGUGUCAGUAGAUAUCUUUUUCCUUUUUUUAAUAGACAAAGCCUAUACAGAUGAUAAAUUAGUUUCCGUUGCUUAACACACUUUGAGUUAUACUGCAAAAGUCUUGAGGGUUCCAUGUUUGCCACAAACAACCUGCAUGUGGUUAGUGCCUUUGUGAGUGAUUAGAACAUUAUGUGGGCUUGACAGUCAAAGACUUAUAAGCCAAGAAGAUGCCCCAAGGCCCCUGAUCAUUUUGGAAGCCCCCAGGGGUUGAGGAGGGAGUCCUCCCAGGCCACAUCUUUUAUGUGCCUAGACAUAGUAAGGCAUUGUAUUCUAAGCCCACAGGCUUUUCCAGAGUUAAAAGGAAGGGGGAAACAUCCAUAAGUUACUUUUUUCAAUGUGCGCCUCAGAAGGAAUCCAGUUUUCCUAGGAAGCCGAAAGUUCUUCCUCCCAGUCAGAGCAGUGAGCUUGCUGACAGCACAGACUAUUCCAGGCUGGUUGCCGGGUGCCCUGGAUUCUCAGAGCCUUGGGUUGGGGCUCCCCUUCUUCCCUUCCUUGUGCUUCUCAUGGAGUACAUGGGGUUACUCUGGUUCAAACCAAAAUCAGAGCUGCUGUGAGCAGGACAAGACUAUGUUAUCAUGACGUAUCGGGAGACACCUGGGACAUUUGUUGUCAUCAUUCUUGGCCCUGCGUUCAGUCUCUCCUGGAAGACUGGAGUGAAUUGGUACCACUUGGAGAUAUGGAGUGUCAGAGGACAGUUGCCAAAGUCACACAUAAGGGGUGUGUUUUAACAGAGAUGGCAAAUUCCAAGUCUGUCAAGCAUGAGUUCAUGGGGAAAUGUCCCCAACAACACUAGCCCAUGGGACCUCCAGAAACCUUGAGCAGAGGAUGGGGAAAGCCUUCAGCAGCCCUCUUCCUACCUCACGAAGUGCCAUUCCCAUGACCUCAGGGUUAUAGCAUUGACAGACCCCGGUCACGUCUGUAGUGACCAAAGCAGACCUGCCUGAAAGGGUGCUUUGGACAGUGAGCAGUGGCCUGUAACCUGUGCUGCCUGGAUUUCUACUGCCUUGGGACAGUCUUGUCUUACCCACUCUGUAGGUGACUGAUGAUCAGUUUAAGAGGGAACUAAGCAAUCUAGCAAUAACUUUGGACAGAUGCUUUGGCUGAGCCUUAGUCCCUCUUUCUGAAAUGCAGAGAGUUGGAUUGAAACAUGCUUUGUGGAAGAACACUUUAAGGAAGUGCUCUAUGAUUUAUUCACGGCCAGUGUAGGCCUCAAGGUAAAAGAACAUCUUAACAUAGAACAGUACAGUGAAGAGCCCAGUUGUCUGUGCCUGUGGUUGGGCAUUACCAGGGGAAGCGCCUUGUUCGAUGCAUCUUGAGAAUCCUCCAUGCCCUCUGGUCCUUUUCACCCAGUCCAGGGCAUUCCUUCUUACAGCACAUGGUGAUAGGCUGAAAGUGCUACAUAAAAGUAAUGUAAAGAGUGUCCGCUCUUCUCACAAUAAAUACUUAUAUGUUGUGUAAAAAUAUUAGGGAUGAUUUAAAAUACCUGGUCUGCAGCAUAUCUGACAACAUGGGAAUAGUGCGGUUUCUCCACAUCAGCCUUAUGUCAGUUCCUCAGAUGUGCCAUAGCCAUUGCCCUGCCGUCCCCUCCAAAAUCUUGGGCAGUGGCUCUCCCUGACCACCUAAUACACUUGCAACCUCAUUAAUGUCGUCUGCCAGCUCCAAACAUGUUCUGUCCUUCCCCUGCUAUCUGUAUGGAUGGCACAUGUCAUUGUGAAUCUCUCUUAGUUCCUUGAGAGGUUUGUUGCCUGCCCUCCCUUCUGAAAUGUAACAGCAACAAAAGUGGGGGCCUUGCCUGUCUUACUACAGUCUCCCCAGCAUCUGGCUCAAGUUAGAUGAUCAGGAAAUGCUAGCUGGAUAAAAUGGCUUCGCCAUUUUGCAACUUGGCAUCCCAGUAUUAUCAAAAUUUAGAUUUAACCUUUCCUCUAAUUUGUGCUUAGUUUGAGAACAGGUUAACAGUUCUAUUCAGCAAUAUUAGACGAUCUGUCUUAGUUAUAAGACAUAUAAAUGCAUUUGUUAUACUCUCACCUUGAAGGCUGGGAUAAAAAAAGGUGUCAGAGGUUUCAAACCUUUUACAGAUGUGUUUUCUCCCUAUAUAAGGAAAAAAAGAGUGAGAGAAAGGGAGCACACUAAUGUCAAAGAUAAGAUCAUGAGUGUAUUUUGGCUCAAAAUGUGUCGUGAAUCUAAAGGUAAUUUAACUGGUAGAAAUGUCUCAGCCAUGUGAAACCAAGAAGUGGGGCAACAUUGUAAGGCUGUGGGAAGAAGCACUCAGUUACGGUGUUGGCAGAGGUGUGAAUUGUACAACAUCCAUGGAAGGCAGUGGGACAGUAUCUGUCAAAAGUGCAAAUGCACAAACCUUCUGAAGCAGCAAUGCUACUUCUGAGAAUUUUGCCUGUGUACAAGGAUUUUUAUUGGAACAUUGUUUGUAAUAGCAAAAAGUUGGAAAGUACCACCAAUAUCAGGCUAAAUUAUGCCAGUCCAUACAAUGGAAUGUUUUGUAGGAAUUUAAAAGAAUGGAGCUGCUCUGUGUGUCCAGCCAUGGAAUGAUCCCCAAGAUGUAUGGUUACAUGGGGGGAAGAAAAGAAGCUGAUAGUAUACUAGUGUUUGUUUUAAAAAAGAGAAAAGGGAUGAAGAAAAAUGUGUCUGUAGAUGUGUGCAUGUGUGUGUGUAUAUAUAUGUAUAUAAUAUGUAUACACACAGAUAAAUGUCUGUCACACGUGUCUGCUUGCAUAUGCCUAGAAAAUCUCUGGGAGGACACACAUCAUCCUGGCGGUCUUGGUUGCCUCUGGGAACAGGGGUGGGAAUUACUUUUCACUGUAUACCUUUUGUACCUUUGAAUUUUGUACCAUGUACAUGUAUUAUCUAUUCAAAAAUAAAUAGUUUUUAAAUUUUAA
Galeopterus variegatus (Sunda flying lemur) is the source of this 6935-nucleotide messenger RNA. RefSeq names its product coiled-coil domain containing 93 (gene CCDC93). Gene Ontology annotation, biological process: Golgi to plasma membrane transport. Bases 78 to 1973 code for a protein of 631 amino acids. The transcript is spliced from 24 exons. The record is from RefSeq and is a predicted model, not a curated record. NCBI's taxonomy places the organism in Eukaryota, Metazoa, Chordata, Mammalia, Dermoptera, Cynocephalidae.